AUGGCGAGGCUCCGCGUGGCCAGCACCACGGUUGCAGUGUUGCUGGUGAUCCAGACUGGGUUCCUGCUCUUCAUGUACACUCAGCACAGCGGCUUCAUGGCCCCCUCCGAGGAGAAGCCGGCCCAGACGCACAUCCUCAUCCUCUCCUCUUGGCGGUCAGGGUCUUCCUUUGUGGGCCAGCUUUUCAGCCAGCAUCCGGACGUCUUCUACCUGAUGGAGCCAGCCUGGCACGUGUGGGUGGCCAUGUACCAAAACAGCGCCAAGGUGUUGCACAUGGCGGUGCGAGACCUCGUCCGGUCUGUCUUCAAGUGCGACAUGUCCGUCUUUGAUGCCUACAUGCCUUGGAAGAGAAACUUGUCUGAUCUCUUCCAGUGGGCGGUGAGCCGGGCCCUGUGCACGGAUCCUGCCUGUGAGUCCUUCCAGCGCACUGAUAUCACCAGCGAGAGUGCCUGCAAGACCCUCUGUGGCAGGUACCCCUUCAGCAAGGUGGAAGAGGCCUGCCGCACCUACAGCCACGUGGUCCUAAAGGAGGUCCGCUUCUUUGAUCUGAGAGUGCUGUAUCCUCUGCUCAGCGACCCUUCCUUGAACCUCAAAAUCAUCCACUUGGUUCGUGAUCCCAGGGCAGUUGUGAAGUCCCGUGAACAGUCGGUCAAAGCCCUUGCCCGGGACAAUGGGAUUGUUCUGAGCACAAACGGCACUAAAGUGGAAGACACCCAGUACAAAGUUCUGCAGGAAAUCUGUAGGAGCCACGUUCAGAUCUAUGAAACAGCCUCUCUGAAACCUCCAAGCUUUCUCAAAGAUCGUUACUUGUUAAUCCGAUUUGAAGAUCUUGUAAGGGAUCCCUUACCAGAAAUUACAGCAAUGUAUAAAUUUGCAAAUCUUCGGUUGAGCCCCAAGCUUGAGAGCUGGAUAUAUAACAUAACGCACGGACAAGGACCGAGUAAAAAGAAAGAAGCCUUCCAAAUCACCUCUCGAGAUGCAGUCAACGUUUCCCAGGCCUGGAGGAAUGUUCUUUCCUUCGAGAAGGUCCAAAGAGUGCAGGAAGUUUGCAAAGGGGCUAUAAAUAUCCUUGGUUACCAGGCUGUGGAUUCUGAGAGAGAGCAGAAAGACUUGUCAUUGGAUUUAGUGUUGCCACAUCGAAGAAGCCAAUUCAGUUGGGCAUCAUUUAGUCAAAACUAAGUGAAACAUUGCAGCGUCUGAAUCCUGUUGUUCACUUCUAAGCUGAGGGGGAGAAAUUUUAUUUUGAGGAAUCCAGUUUUUGAAGCGGUUGCUCCUAUUUCCCAUUUUCCUGACCUGGAACACGUGGAACCAAGGGACAGUGCCCAGUUUGCAGACAUAACAGCUUAGACCAGUUGUUCUGUAAUAAAUGUAUUGCUUUCAGAAAUGAAGGAUUGUGCUAUAGCUACCAGCCUGCUCCCUUAACACCAGUAGUGCCUAUAAGAUAUAGCAAUGCCACUUUAUUCAACAUCAUCACUCAGUAUAAGGUAAUUUUCCUUCUCUUGUGGGAAGAAAGUCAAGGAAAUCAUUGUGGUAUUUUGUGGCCUUUCUUCCCCCAAGGUGUUUCUCGAAUGAAUUUUUUAGAAAUUAUUUUUAGUGUCUUAAUGUUAUCAUAAGGAAAGUUUAUGAGGGAGCACGUAAAAGUCAGAGGCUGAACCAAGCCUCACAGCCAUGCCACCCUUGGCUCCUUUUGACUGUCUGCCGGCUGGAUAGAUGGCUACUGAUGCAAACGUGUUCAUGGUGAAAGUGCAAAAGAGUGCCUUGUUGCUGUUAAAACUUACUGUUUGUCUGCUACUGUAUAUAUACUGGGGGUAGACCUUGGGUUCGUACCUAGAAUCAGGUAGAGUAUUGCGAUCUGGGGGAGAGAGUAGGUGGAGGGAGAAACAGUAUCUCAGCCUAUGGUGGUUUCCACAGGUGGACUAGCUUAUGUGGUUUUCCCAGUGCUGGUGUGGCUGCCAAUGCAGUACAGCAGUGGUGGGGCCGGUUUCCAUGGGGCAGGUUUUCUCAUUGCCCCAGUCCCCCAUCAGUAACCAUCCCCCUCUCCAGUUUGGUGUCGUGGUUAAGUGCGCGGACUCUAAUCUG
This is a messenger RNA of Gekko japonicus, 2079 nucleotides long. Its product is annotated as carbohydrate sulfotransferase 6-like. Gene Ontology annotation, biological process: N-acetylglucosamine metabolic process; keratan sulfate proteoglycan biosynthetic process; carbohydrate metabolic process. NCBI's taxonomy places the organism in Eukaryota, Metazoa, Chordata, Lepidosauria, Squamata, Gekkonidae. The transcript has a single exon. Bases 1 to 1179 code for a protein of 392 amino acids. Gene Ontology annotation, cellular component: Golgi membrane. The record is from RefSeq and is a predicted model, not a curated record. Gene Ontology annotation, molecular function: N-acetylglucosamine 6-O-sulfotransferase activity.